Molecule: messenger RNA, 930 nt
Organism: Dermacentor andersoni
Lineage: Eukaryota; Metazoa; Arthropoda; Arachnida; Ixodida; Ixodidae
Source: RefSeq, a predicted model, not a curated record
CGCAAUGGAGUCAGGACUGCGUUACUGCUCCCCCCUUACUUCAGCACUUUCGAUAUCAUCGAAGCAAAUGCUUAGAAAUGAAGCUACUAUCUAGCAUCCUAGUCUUCCUGUCUGUCGCACAAGCUCACGCUUCGCCUACGAAAAUGCGCAACAAAUGUAUGAAAGAACCUUAUAUUGGCAGCUGUCAUCCAUUGUAUGGUUUAUGGUACUACGACCCUAACAGAUAUUCCUGUAGAGAGCUGACACCAGGCACAUGCGCCUCUGGGCGAAAUUUGUUCCCCACCCUCAGUGUAUGCAAGAAAACUUGCAUCCCGCUAACACUGGCUAACGCAAAAAUAUGCCUCAAGCUACCCAUUGAGGGCCCGUGUGGACCGCUGUAUGUCUCUUGGUACUAUGAUCAUGCAAGCCACUAUUGCAAAAUGUUCAACCGCACCAUGUGCGGCGGCGGUGGGAACGAUUUUGUGACGGAAGAGAAGUGUCAAGCUAUAUGCCUGCACAAGAACAAACCUUUGUGCAGCUUGCGACCCAGUCCAGGAAAGUGCUUGGGUAGCGCACUACAGUGGUAUUUUGACGAUGCCAGCAACAGCUGUCGUAAAUUCGCAAGUGAUCUCUGUGGCAGAAAUGACAAUUCAUUUUCAUCGAGGCGGAAGUGCAUGGAAAGAUGCAGCUAUAUUAAAGCUGUGGUGGGUUCCAUACCUGAAGCAGACAGGAUGCAGAAUCAGCUGUCGAGGCUGAAUAAGACUGGCGAAUCUACCCUCGCAAACCUCGCACUUACUGCCUGAUCUGGACACUCGGAGCCCAUCUGCUAAUCAGAGAGCCUCAGUCUACGAGGGGCUACAUUAAAUGCAUGGCUGCAUUACUGUGCUCAAUAUAAGAUGUUUUCGUUUUAAAUGUCAUCUCAGCAAAGAAAAGAUAAAGUUUAGCCUGAAA